Phytophthora infestans T30-4 is the source of this 729-nucleotide messenger RNA. Its product is annotated as mRNA turnover protein 4. The record is from RefSeq and is a predicted model, not a curated record. NCBI's taxonomy places the organism in Eukaryota, Oomycota, Peronosporomycetes, Peronosporales, Peronosporaceae. Gene Ontology annotation, cellular component: preribosome, large subunit precursor; nucleolus. The coding region runs from base 25 to 729 and encodes 234 amino acids. Gene Ontology annotation, molecular function: RNA binding. The transcript has a single exon. Gene Ontology annotation, biological process: nuclear-transcribed mRNA catabolic process; rRNA processing; ribosomal large subunit biogenesis.
GCGUUCGUGUAGGAAGUCGUCGCUAUGCCCAAGUCCAGGAGACAACGUACAAAGCCGCUGACGCAGGCCAACAAGAAGGGCAACGAGCUCAAGCAGAACGUGGUGGACGUUAUCCGCAAUGCGGUGGAUACGUAUGAUUCAGCCUACGUUUUCAGUUUCCAGAACAUGCGUACGAACCACUUUAAAGAGGUGCGCAUGGACUUCAAGGACAGCCGCUUCUUCCUGGGCAAGAACAAGGUCAUGAAGCUCGCACUGGGACGCUCAAAGGAAGAGGAAUAUGCCGAGAACCUCUACCGCCUCUCCAAAGACGUCAGCGGUAACACGGGUCUGCUGUUCACCAGUAAACCGCACGAUGAGGUCGUGGACUACUUCGCCAAGCUCUCGGUCAGUGACCACCCGCGGUCGGGCUUUGUUGCCACUGAGACGGUCACAAUCCCCGAGGGUCCGCUGCCACAGUUUAUUGGUAGCAUGCUCGAGUCGCUUCGCGGUCUGGGACUGCCUAUUGACCUCAAGAACGGUGUCGUUGUGCUCAACCAGAACUACACGAUUUGCAAGACUGGGCAGACACUGACCCCCGAACAGGCUAAGCUGCUAGUGCACUUCGACCGAAAGAUGGCUGAGUUCAAGCUUGUGGUGUUGAGCGUCUGGUCCAAGGACAAGUACCAGCGGCUUGCAGCUGAGGACGCUGCCACCACUGGUGACGACGACACCGAAGAUGAGGAUAUGUAA